AAGGAGUCACAGCGCGGCGUCACUUCUUGCGUAGCUUCAUGAAAUAUGAACCGCAUUUUCCUUAAUAUUGAGGAAGUGGUGUGACAGACCCGACGCCAGCCUCACAUCACAGCUGCUGUCCACGCCUAGAGGGUGAGCGGCUCCACGAUCGGUUCCUCCCGAGUCGUUUUAGCGAAGUAAUUUGUCAGAAAACGUCCCCAAAGAGAGGACUGCAGCUGCUGAGGGGCUUGUGGAGUCGUCACGUUGGUGUUUUCUUCCAGUUUCGUGCAGCAGCUGUCCUGAAGAAGAAGAGGAGGAAGAGGAGGAGGGAGGCUGUGUUCAGGAGAGAGCUGCAGGUACUGAAACAUUCAUGUCGAUAACAGACCAGUCCAGGGCUCCUCAUCCUCUUCAUCCUCUGACGGGCUUUUGACUGUGAGUGUGUGAGACAGGAGCAGUGAGGCAGGAAGCUGCCGGCAGCCUCACGGUGCUUCCUCCGCACAGCACAGCAGCUGCUGUGCUUCAGCAGGACGACAAUGCGGACUUGUUGUGAUGGACAGGAUUUAACGAUGUGCGCUUGAUCAGAGACAUUUUUCUCUUCGACAGGUGUUCAACACAGGAGACAGCCCUUCGUCCUGCUCAUGACAAAGAUGAGCUGGGCUGCAGGGACUCAGUGUGUAGCCAAGGGGGACCACAGGAAACCCAAACCUGGAGAGCUGGCCUACCAGAAAGGAGACUUCCUCACUAUUGUUGACACCAGCACGAAGGGGUACUACAAGGCCAGACACAACGCCACAGGAGAGGAGGGACUCAUUAACUCCACUAAACUGCGUGAGAGAGAGGCUCUCCGGGUGGACCCCAGCCUCAGCCUCAUGCCGUAUGUCUCCUCUUCUUCUAAAUUUGACGCCCUCUCGCUCGUGCGUCGUAUCACGUGGUUUCAUGGGAAGAUCUCCGGGCCAGAGGCGGUGGGCAAGCUGCAGCCGGCCGAGGACGGCCUGUUCCUGGUUCGAGAGUCCAUCCGCCAUCCUGGCGACUACGUCCUGUGUGUCAGCGUCUCCGGAGAGGUCAUCCACUACCGGGUGAUUUAUCAGGACAACAAGCUGACCAUCGACAACACGCAGUUCUUCUACAACCUCAUUGACAUGAUAGAGUUUUACUCGAAGCACAAAGGCUCGAUUGCAACAACUCUGCUGAAGCCCAAACAAAAGCAAGGAACCAAGUCAGCCGAGUUGGAGCUGUCUAAAACUGGAUGGCUGCUGGACAUUACAAAGCUCAAACAGGGAGAGACUAUCGGAGAAGGGGAGUUUGGUGCUGUUUAUGAAGGAGAGUAUAUGGGCCAGAGGGUGGCAGUAAAGACCAUUAAAUGUGAUGUCACAGCUCAGGCCUUCCUGCAGGAGACCACGGUGAUGACGAAGCUCCAGCAUAAAAACCUGGUCCGUUUGCUGGGAGUCAUUCUGCACAAAGGGCUUCACAUUGUCACAGAGCUCAUGACGAAGGGAAACCUUGUUAACUUUCUCAGGACCAGAGGACGUUCAGUCAUAAACUCAGUUCAGCUGCUCGGCUUUGCUCUUGAUGUGUGUGAGGGGAUGGAGUAUCUGGAGUCCAAGAAGUUGGUUCACAGAGACUUGGCAGCUCGUAACGUGCUGGUGUCUGACGACGGCGUGGCCAAGGUCAGCGACUUCGGCCUGACCAAGCUGGACUCGAAGGCGUCAGAUAACGUCAAGCUGCCGAUCAAAUGGACGGCUCCCGAGGCUCUGAAGAAAGAGAAAUUCUCCACCAAGUCAGACGUUUGGAGCUACGGUGUUCUUCUGUGGGAGAUCUUCUCUUACGGUCGACAACCUUACCCUAAAAUGUCUCUGAAGGAGGUGAAGGAGAGAGUGGAGCGGGGCUAUCGCAUGGAGGCUCCAGAGGAGUGUCCCUCCGGUGUUUACGCCCUGAUGAGGAUUUGCUGGGAGCAGGAGCCACGCAGACGGCCCGCUUUCCACAAACUAAGAGAGAAACUUGAAGGAGAGGUGGGUAAAUGGAGCCCGAGUCCUGGAUCGGAGCGUCGGGAUGGGAUCAGGUCUGCGUCCGGAUGCUGAUGGUUUGUGAAUUUUGAGCUCAAGAGGGGCAAGUGUUGGACAGCUGAUCUGCACACUGUGGUGUUGUUGUGCAUCACAAGACAAUCACCAUGGAUGGGAUGAGACAAUCACUGUGUGCAGCUGACCAUCAAUGCCAAAGAGAAAUGGUUGAAUGGUUGGAUCCAUGAAUAUACCAAACUUUGUUUCAGUGGAUCUGAGCAAAAUUGGUGAAUCAGACUGUGGUCGGAUCGUAUUUAUCCAUGGAUGAAAAUGACAUUCCAUCACUUUGAUCCAGACUGAAAUAUCUCGACUGCCAUAAAACUCUGUACAGACAUUCAUUGUCCACAGAGGAUACAUCCUAAUGAUUUAUACAUUGAAAAAACGUGUUGAUAGUAUUAUUACUAUAAUUUGACCACAGAAAGGGAUGUCUAAAAGUGAUUUCAGCUGGACUUUAAAAUUCAAGAUCUUUCACUGUAUUAAGCCACAGUUUUUGAAGUCUGUUGACACUAUGCUUUUCAAAGCAUUCAGGUGAUGUCCUUUUUUUUCUCCACAAAUCCAAAAAAGACAACAAAGCAAUAUUCAGGGCUCGGGACUAACUUUUUAUACUAGGAGCACAGUGGCCUCAAACUGAAAAUCCAUUAUAUUUACUAUAUAUAUUAUUUAAUAAUUAAAAAAUUGAUAUAUGUUGA
Molecule: messenger RNA, 2725 nt
Organism: Acanthopagrus latus (yellowfin seabream)
Lineage: Eukaryota; Metazoa; Chordata; Actinopteri; Spariformes; Sparidae
Gene: matk
Product: megakaryocyte-associated tyrosine kinase
Exons: 12
Coding region: 618-2057 (479 amino acids)
Biological process (GO): protein phosphorylation
Molecular function (GO): ATP binding; protein tyrosine kinase activity; protein binding
Source: RefSeq, a predicted model, not a curated record